Messenger RNA from Chaetomium fimeti, 889 nucleotides. RefSeq names its product ribosomal protein L7/L12 C-terminal domain-containing protein. The transcript has 2 exons. Gene Ontology annotation, cellular component: mitochondrial large ribosomal subunit; ribosome. Bases 102 to 656 code for a protein of 184 amino acids. NCBI's taxonomy places the organism in Eukaryota, Fungi, Ascomycota, Sordariomycetes, Sordariales, Chaetomiaceae. Gene Ontology annotation, molecular function: structural constituent of ribosome; mRNA binding. The record is from RefSeq and is a predicted model, not a curated record. Gene Ontology annotation, biological process: translation.
GCAGCACCCACAUCGAGGCCAAUCCGCACGCCCGACGCCCCAACAGGCCGAUAGCCCGCCGUUUCUCAGCCCCCUCCCCCCGACUCUUCAGUUCUCCCGCCAUGUCGCUCUCCUGCAGGUACGCAGCCCAGUGCUGCGCUCGCCAACUCCGCGCGAGCAGCGCCGCUCCGAUCCGCGCAUCGAGCUCCCUCCUCCAGCAGCAGCAGCGCGUGACGCGGAGGUACAACUCGACCGAGGCCGCCCCCGCCGCCAACCCCAAGAUCUCGGCCAUUGUCGACCAAAUUAGCCAAUUGACUCUGCUAGAGACAGCAGACCUUGUCUCGAGCCUGAAGACCCGCCUCAACAUCCCCGACCUCCCCGUGGGCGGCUUCGCCGCUGCCCCGGCCGGCCCCGCGGCCGCACCAGUGGAGGAGGAAGAUGCCGCCCCCGCGGCGGCCGAGAAGACGCUCUUCACCGUGAAGCUGCAGUCGUUCGAGGCCGGGUCCAAGCCCAAGGUCAUCAAGGAGGUCAAGAACUUGCUGGGUCUCAGCUUAGUAGACUCCAAGAAGUUCGUCGAGAGCGCGCCCAAGACGAUGAAGGAGUCCGUACCGAAGGACGAGGCCGAGAAGAUCCUGGCGACGAUGAAGGAGCUGGGCGCCGUGGUUGUCAUCGAGUAGAAGAAGGACGGGCGUAUCAAAGACAGGAGAGGUGUGGUGCCUGCCAGGAGAUGGGCUGCCGCUGCCUACCUAGCUAAUGGUCAAAAGGCGGAAAGAAGGGCGCCAGGACCAAGGCGGGCCGAACCGGCAUGUUACGAUUACAACUAGCCUGUGGCUUUUCCGCUGCAUGUACAAAAAAGCAUGUAACAUUAUAACUCGAGAUAUACCAGUCAGUCUCAAACUGUCUUGGAUAG